This is a messenger RNA of Lolium perenne, 2317 nucleotides long. RefSeq lists its product as uncharacterized. Lineage: Eukaryota; Viridiplantae; Streptophyta; Magnoliopsida; Poales; Poaceae. Gene Ontology annotation, molecular function: protein binding. The record is from RefSeq and is a predicted model, not a curated record.
CCGCGCCGGCCCCCGCCUAUCGUUUCGUCCCCCGUUCGCUCUGCGGAUAAAGAAAACGGGAGCGCAGCGCACCGCCACGCCUUCGUCUCUCCCCCGCACGGUACGCCCCUGCUCCUCCUCCGGCCACGGCGAGGCUGCGGCGUCGUCGUCCGCGGCAGCGAAUGAGGUUGAGCACCUAGCUUGUAUGAACAAGCAUAUAGCGGUACAAUGGUAGAAACCCCUAUACAUCUGGCCUCAACUUCGAACAACACAGGCAAGAUAAGAAACAAUGGAGAACAGCUGAACGGAUCUGCUUCCACGGAGGAGGAAAAGCAGCAAGUCGACGGCGGCGGCGCCGUGCAGCCAGCACCAAGCGCGUGCACGACGUGCGCCAAGGGGCACGCGUGCCAGGCCGUGAUCAGCCGGACGCGGGAGAUGCGAGCGCUGAUCGACGCGAAGAAGCCGCACCAGGUGCAGGCCGCGUUCGAGCACCUCGCCGACGAGGGCCACCGGCCGUCCCUGGUGACGUACACCACCCUGCUCUCCGCGGUGACCAGCCAGCGCACGUUCGAGUCCAUCCCGUCGCUGCUCGCCGACAUCGACGCCGCCGGGCUGCGGCCGGACUCCAUCUUCUUCAACGCGCUGAUCAACGCCUUCGUGGAGGCCGGGCGGAUGGGCGAGGCCACCAGCACCUUCUGGAAGAUGAGCCGGCACCACCCGGGGUGCCGCCCCACCAUCAGCACCUUCAACACGCUCAUCAAGGGCUUCGGCAUCGCCGGCCGGCCCGAGGAGUCGCAGCGCAUCUUCGACAUGAUGGCCGGCGGCGCCGGCGAUGGGGUCGUCGCGUCGACGGUGAGGCCCAACCUGACGACGUACAACAUCCUGGUGAAGGCGUGGUGCGACCACCGGAGGCUGGAGGAAGCGUGGGGCGUGGUGGGCAGGAUGCGGGCGCGCGGCGUGGAGCCCGACGUGGUCACCUACAACACCGUCGCCAGCGCCUACGCCAAGAACGACGAGACGUGGCGGGCGGAGGAGCUCGUGGUGGAGAUGAUGCGUGCCAGGCUGCGCACCAGCGAGCGCACCUGGGGCAUCAUCGUCGGCGGCUACUGCAGGGAGGGCAGGCUGGAGGAGGCGCUCCGGUGCGUCCGGCAGAUGAAAGAGGCCGGCGUCCUGCCCAACGUCAUCGUCUUCAACACCCUCCUCAAGGGCUUCCUCGACGCCAACGACAUGGCCGCCGUUGACGACGUUCUUGGGCUGAUGGAGCAGUUCGGCAUCAAGCCGGACAUCGUCACCUACAGCCACCAGCUGAACGCGUUCAGCUCGCUGGGGCACAUGGCCAAAUGCAACAAGGUGUUCGACAGGAUGAUGGAGGCCGGGGUCGAGCCGGACCCGCAGGUGUACAGCAUCCUCGCCAAGGGCUACGUCCGUGCGCAGCAGCCCGGCAAGGCCGAGGAGCUCCUGCAGCGGAUGUGCCGCAUCGGCGUCCGCCCCAACGUCGUCACCUUCACCACCGUCAUCAGCGGCUGGUGCAGCGUCGCCGACAUGGACAACGCCACCAAGGUCUACCGCAAGAUGCGCGACGCCGGCGUGCGCCCCAACCUCAGGACGUUCGAGACGCUCAUCUGGGGCUACAGCGAGCAGAAGCAGCCGUGGAAGGCCCAGGAGGUGCUCCAGAUGAUGCAGGAGGCCGGCGUCAGGCCCAAGCAGAGCACCCACAGCCUCGUCGCCGAUGCGUGGAAAGCCGUCGGCCUGACCGAGAACGGCAACCGUGCGUCUGGCUCCCCUGAUGAUCGUCUCCGCCGCAACGCCAAAGAGCCGGACCACCAUUCGGACGACGACGAUGAUGGCAAGCUGCAAAGAUCGGCAACUACUAAUGAGCCGGCAAGGAGUGAUCAUCCAUCGCAUUCCAGUUUCCUGCAGGUGACAAGCGCACUAGGGACAGGCAAGGCUGAACAGUUCGCAUCAACAUCGCUGCCGCUCCAACGAUCAUGCCAGCUCCGAAUGCGAUCCUCAGGGUUUUGCAGGAAUCUAUGGCAGAAGCAGGGUGGGUUGUACAGUCAGGGCAUCAGCUCAUUCAAGAUCAUGGUGUUCCUCAGCUAAGAGGCCAUGCUCUGUUGUCAAGCAUAUGUACACUGGUAUAAAACACAAUUCUUCCCCCCAAUCUCCUGACCGUAGAUGCUGGUCAUUUUUGUAUGAUUCUGCAGAUACAUUGGUCUUCUGCUUCUGCAGGCACUCGAUUCAGAUGUUGUCUCCUCGUUUUGUGACAGGAGGAUCAAAUUAUAUGUGAUGUAUUAGUGAUGCCAACAGAAUGCUAUCAUCAGAUGUUGAUUAUUAAUCA